Molecule: messenger RNA, 6080 nt
Organism: Dama dama (fallow deer)
Lineage: Eukaryota; Metazoa; Chordata; Mammalia; Artiodactyla; Cervidae
Product: two pore channel protein 2-like
Exons: 19
Coding region: 104-2410 (768 amino acids)
Biological process (GO): monoatomic ion transport; transmembrane transport
Cellular component (GO): membrane
Molecular function (GO): monoatomic ion channel activity
Source: RefSeq, a predicted model, not a curated record
CCGUGCGGAGCGCGUCAAGCCCGGGCCUCCAGCAGCCCGAGGGCUAAGUCCGCUGCCCGGGGCCCCGGUCUGCCCCGUCCCCGCCCCGCGCGUCGCCGCCGCGAUGCCCGGGGACAGCCGAGCCGCGGGGACGCAUCGCUCGCGCCCGUCGUCCUCCGAGGAGCCGCCCGACCUGGAGGACCAGGAUCUUCUCCUGGCAGCUGCCUAUGUUUCUGACGCCCAGUACAACAGAAACGUUCCGUUUGAGACAUCCCCUCCGGCCAUCAGACUUUACCAUUUCUAUAACCACUGGACGAUGCGGGCAGCCACCUACUUCUUCAUCUGGGUCGACCUUGCGCUUGCCCUCUUUGAGGAACCAGCCGUGUUCCCGCUCCCUUUCUUGGUUACCUCAAUAGCAGAAGUGCUCUGUCUGACUGCCUUCUUUGGGAGACUUGUUCACUUUGCAAAAGUCACUCCUCAGAAGGUCUUCUGGAAGGAUACAAAAAACAUCUGCGUCAUGGUAACCAUAGUGCUGACCUUGAUUGAUCUGGUCAUCUAUGCAUCCCUGGAAGCUGUUAACAUCCGCGGAGUUCGAUGGUCAAGGGCCUUGAGGCCAGUCUUCCUCAUUAACUUCCCUGAAAGUCGUCAGAUCCGAAGGGCUUUCCGAAGCAUCCGGAACACUCUGCCCGACGUCCUCUACGUCUUCCUCUUGUUCCUCUUCAGUAUGAUGAUUUUCUCCCUCAUGGCCUUGAAGCUUUUCGGGGACAGGGGUCUCAGAACGGUGGAAGGGUCGCCGUACUUCACCAACGUCCUGGACAUAGCGUUUGAGCUCUACGUGCUGGUCACCACUGCAAACAGCCCUGACGUCAUGAUGCCUGCCUACGAGCUCAACUGGUGGUAUUCUCUGUACUUUAUCACCUACAUCAUCAUCAACACCUACCUCUUCAUGUCCGUCUUUCUGGCUGUUGUCUACAACAACUACAGGAAGCACCUGAAGAAUGAGAUUCACACACUGGCAUACCUGAAGCGUCACAAAAUGACGGAAGCUUUCAACAUCCUGAAAGUCAAGGUGGGCACAGUGUUUGUGGUGAAGGAGGCCCGGUGGAGGCAGCUGGUCAAGGUCGUGGCUCCAGACAUCAGCAGUUCCCACCUGGAGCUCCUGUUGAGGAUCUCCGACGAGGGACAGACGGGGCACGUGGACAAAAUGAACUUUCUACGCUUGGCUGACCUCCUCAACAUCCGGGUGGUCGCCAUCAACAUCAAGAGACACCCACUGGAAACUUGGAUGCCUCGGGUAUACCAGUCGUCCACAAGCCUCUUGGUCCAGAAGAUGGUUCAACACAGGAUUUUUGUCUGGGUUUACGAUGUCAUCAUUCUAAUAAACACCAUAUUCAUUGCUUUGGAUGAGAAAGACUCCUUAAUUUCCUACGCAGAAUGGCUUUUCCUUUCUCUGUAUAUCAUUGAGAUUCUCCUGAAAUUGUACACGUAUGAACCCAGAGCUUAUUUUGGAAGGAAUCAGUUCUGGAACUGGUUCGAUACGUUGAUCAUCAUCGCAGCCCUGCUGGCCACUGUGGCCAACACCACCAUUCAAGCGAGAAAAUACAACAGUCAGCAGAUACUGGAUAUUGUCUUGAUUUUGAGAAUACUCCGGCUCUUACGGGUCAUCGUCAGCAUUCAGAGGUUCCGGGUGAUCGUGACCACCUUAAUUAACAUUGGCCCCACAAUGCUGACAUUCGGCGGCCUGGUCUUGGUGGUCUACUAUGCAUUUGCCAUCAUCGGGAUGGAAGCGUUCCACGGCAAAGUGCACUUCUUGGACCCCGGUUCUGGCAGUCCUGAUGCCCUGGCGUGUGGGAACCCAGCCUUAAAAGACUCAGCAUUUGCCCGAGGCAGGUACUGCAAGAACAACUUCAACGACCUGGCGUCCUCACUCAUCCUGCUGACGGAGCUCACCGUGGUUAACCAGUGGCACAUCCUCGCGGACGGCUUUGCCCUCGUGACACACCAGGCAGCAAAGCUGUAUUUCAUCGGCUUCCACGUUGUGGUCGUCAUUCUUAUCGUGAAUAUUUUCAUAGCGUUCAUCUUGGAGGCGUUUUUUGUGGCCUAUUCGUUAGAAAAGAGUGAAGUGGAAACUGCUAUUGAGAAGAAGAUUCAGGAGCUUGGAGUGGGGGUCCAAGAGGAAGAAGUGCAGGACGGGGGGCUCAUUGACCACAUGGACACCAAGGACAGUGGCUUCAGUGCGGAUGAUGGAGACAACAGAAAGAAGGCCUUGAAAGGACUGUACUUUAGAAUUGCAUCAAAAAAGUACAAGACGGUGGACACUUUGCUGCAGCAGAUGUUUGAGUCUGAAAUAGCUCCAGAGGGUAAAGACCCUUCCUUGGAGGAGAUUCUGAACUUCUCACCCAAGAAGCCCAAUUUUGAUAACAGUGCCUGAUCCCGAGCCUGGAAACGUCCACGACUGGAAACCAAGAUAAGCUAUCGUCACUGUUCGCAUUUCCUACCUAGAGGUUACUUUCUCAGCCCAGGUUCCCAUUUGUGUUUUGAUAAGAUUUUGAGUCACCCUGCCCCUCCUGAGUCGUCGGCUCUGUGUGGUCCCACUGGGGUCAUGCUUAGAGCUGAUCAUAGAAGUAAGGAGAGGAAAAUCUAUAAGGAGUUUGUAGAGGGCAUUGCUCAUACAUGUAAGUCCUUUUGAUGGAUAUAUAAAAGAUUUUCUUUAUUUUUAUAUGAUACUUUGCUAUUUUACUAAAUGAAUACUGUGCUAUGGUGUUACAUGAAUGAAUUUAAAAUACCGAAAUAUGCUAAAGGAACAUGUCGUAGUAUGGUAGCUUUUAGAUCCAGUGUCUAUUCGAAAUGAAGAACAAUAUGAAUGUGAAGAUCAAAUUCUGUCACAAUUGCUUCUUUUUCAAGGGAGGCUCUCAAAAUUUCUUGAAUUAAAUUACAGUUAUAGCAAGAUUUUGAGUCGGUUGCUCCCUGAGGCCACUUUCCCAUUUCAAAUCUCUCAAUACAGUGACCUCCUCCUUCUGGGAAAUUAAAAGGAUUUAUUUUAUUUAAAGGGCUUCCCUGGUGGCUCGGAUGGUAAAGAAUCCGCCUGCCAAGCAGGAGACACAAGCUCAAUCCCUGGGUCGGGAAGAUCCCCUGGAGGAGGAAAUGGCAACCCACUCCAAUAUUCUUGCCUGGAGAAUCCUGUGGACAGAGGAGCCUGCUGGGCUGCAGAUGGAGUCGGAAAGAGUCAGACACAACUGAACGACUAACAUUUUUCAUUCUAUUUAAAACGUUUUUAAUUGUGGUAAAAUAGACAACAUGAAAUUUACCAUCAUAACCAUUUCUAAGUGCGCAGCUCAGUAGUUCUAAGUACAUUCAUAUCAUUGUACGACAGACCUGCAGAACUUCUGAUCGCCCCAAAGGAAGCUCUGUACCGUGAAGCAGUGACUUCCUCACACCCCCUCCCCAAGCCCCCGCUGGCCACCAUUCUGUUUUCUCUCUGUGACUCUGACUACUGCUGAUCACAACUGCGUCCUGAGUAAGUGAAUCCUCUCCAGAGGCGGCAGGGCAGGACUCCUGGUUCCUCUGCACCUUGUCACUGGCCCUGUCCUGAGCAAGGGGGUUGGCUGGCGAGGAGUACGGCUUCCUGACCUCAGGCCUCUGAAUGUCAGGGUGGCAGCUGAGCCUGGCCUGGGAGGGACCUUCCCUUGUUCUGAGGGUGACCUGGUGCACAGUGAAGGCUUCAGGGCCAGGACUCGGGCCGCACUGGUUUGCUGCCUGGCUCCCCACUGACCAUGCCACCUAAACUCUCUGGGCCCCGCAUCCUCACCUGCAAAUCUGGGGCAGAUGGUACCUCCCUCCCAGACUGUGUGGCCUGGGGAGGGGGCGGUGGUUGGAGCUCUGACAAUGUGCUCCAGACGGCGUUUAACCUUCUGGGUUAAAACCCAGAAAGCUGGUGUUCAGCGUUGGUGCUUGGAAUUCCAUCACCGCCACAAUUCCCAGCAGAUGGGGGCCUCGCUGACCCAUCUGUUGGGAUUUGUGGAGUCCUGCCAUCCAUGCAGACCUCUCUUAUUUCUUUGUAUAUUUAACAUUUAUCAUUAUGUAAAGGAUUAAGCUAAAUGGACUUAGUGGCAACUUAAUUUUUUAAAUUUGAAAAUAUGCUGGCCAUUUCUGUUUUUAAUUAUUUAGAAACGAUGCAGUCAUUGUAAAACAUUCAAUACAGAAAUAUAGCAAAAAGCCAGAAGUUGCUCUUUUCCAUGUUGUAAAGUUUUUACUUUGUGUUGGGGUGUGGCCGAUUAACAAUGUUUGAGAGUCUCAGGUGAGCAGUGAAGGGCCUCAGCCAUCCAUGUACAUGGAUCCACUCUCCUCCAGACUCCCCUCCCGUCCAGGCUGCUACAUGUUGAGCAGAAUCCCCCAUGCUGCAUGGCAGGUCCUUGCUGGCCAUCCAUUUUAAAUAUAGCAGUGUGCGCAUGUCCAUCCCAGCUCCCUAAGCAUCCCCUCCCCUCACCCUUACCCUCAGCCCCUCUCUCGUCCUCCCACUCACAUCUGACACCCUUUCCAGGGGAACCGCUGAAGGUGUGCUUAUCUUUCUGGAGCUAAACCUACCCGUUUACAGCCGUGGAUGUCAUGUGUGUUUAUACAUCGUUGCAUUUUAAAAACUUAUAUGUAUUCACUUAGGCUGUGCCUGGUCUUAGGUGCAGCACACAGGCUCUAAGUUCCUUGACCAGGGAUUGCACCUGGGCCCCGGCACUGGGAGCCAGAAGUUUUAGCUACUGGACCAGCAGGGAAGUCCCUGUAUCAUUGCGUCUUUUAUCCUAAAUGGGAUGUCAUGACGUUUAUCAUGUUUAAUUCAACGUCUUGCUUUUUUCACUUACUAAUAGUUGUUUCAUGUUGAAGUGCAGACACAAAUAACACACAGAAUGCUGUGGAGUGUUCCAUGCCAUCUGUGUCUCUUGAUUUAUUCACCUGCUCAUGGACCUAUGCGUGUUCCACAUGUUCAGUAUUAAUAGUGGAGGAAACUUUGUUACGUAACUUUUUUCAAGUGUGAGCCCUACAGGAGGAGUGGACUCGCAAGAGUCAGAAAGGACCCAGCCACCACCACCGCAGGAGGAAAGCAGGUCUCAGGGUCAGACGCCUAGGAUCGGGUUACCACUUUCUUGCAGCAGCCAGCGGGGCACCAUCCCGCCCUGGCAGCUGCCUACAGUGUAAGGCAGGGGACAAGGGGCAGGAGGGGUGGCCGCUGUGGCCACUUUCCUCCAGGUCUUUCUUCUACCUUUUAGGGGACUAGUCACCCCCACAUUUUGGCACCUGGGCUCCCAGCUGGGCACAUCAUUUCUCAGCUCCCUGGCGAGAGACACAGCCAACUUGACUGUGUCUGGUCUGUGGGCUGUGAGCUCAGCUGGGGUCCACAGCUCACAGGUCUUGCCCCUGGGAACGAUGUCCAGCUCUGCUGGGAAAUGGCAGCCACCAGAACAUCCAGGGAGCCUCUGUCCAGCACAGCAGGGUCAGCAUUAGCACAGGAUUGCCCACCCCAGACUGACGAGAGGUCACAAUCGCCUUUGUCUUCUCUAAGCUGCCUCGUGUGGGUUCUCUGUUACUGGAGCUUAGCCUGCCUGCAGCCGGACCAAUCCAGAAAUGGGUUCAUCUGAACCAUUCAGAAUAGAACCAAUGGGGCAGAUGGAUUGACUUGAUGAGGGAAAAGGAGGACCAAGGACACUGCUGGGACCAGAGAUGGAGAAGGUGUGGAGGAACAGCGUUGCAGGUGUGUUCACGUAUCAUGCCGAUGCUCAACCAUCUCUGAGCGCUUAUUUCUGAUAUGCCUGGGCCACACUUGUGGUUUCUUGGGUGCAUCUUAGGAAAAAGUACCUUUUGGAACUAUUGCCUUCGAUACAGAUAUAAUCCAAAGCAAAGAGGCACUGGUAGCAGGAAUCUCUGAGUCUCUGGGGGUAACCAGCGUUGUUCUCAGCUGGGGCUGGGAAUGUGGAGCAGGUGGCAGCAGUAGGGAACGGGAAUGAAUGGGAAAGACCUUGACCCAAGUGUAACUUAAGUGUUAGUCACUCAGUCAUGCCUGACUCUUUGCAACCCCAUGGCUUGCAGCCCACCAGGCUCCUCUGUCCAUGAGA